AAGGAGGGGAAAAAACCCUGCCGCUGCAGCCUGAUUGGAUGUCACUCCAAAGGGUAGGACGUAAACUGGCUGGGAGGUGGAAUGAGGCAUAAAUAUUCGCAGGGGUUUGGAGAAAUUAGGUGAAAGCAGAGCUAGAGAUGUGCGGCGCGUCUGGUUUCUGGGACGGGGAAUUCGAAUUUGACGAGGCUAUAAAGUAGUCAGUGCCUCAUCUCUCAAAUUCGAGCUGAGGAAGGUCGGGGGGGGGGAGAGUAAAACUCAUUCGUCAUCCUGAACGUCAAUUACAGGGUUGCUUUUAUAUAUUUUUUUAACUUCAAAAAUAGGCUUAUAAAUGGAUUUCCAUGACACAAGCAUUUAAUUAUAACCAAGCCCAAUUAAAAUAGGCAAUAAAGCAACCCCAUUAAGAAAAUGCAGUAAUUAAAGCAGGAGAUUUGGGUGCAUCCAGGUGUAAACAGGUGUACCUUCAAUACUCUUGUAUUCUAGUUAGCAGUGCAUCCCAUAAGAGCGGUGUCAUCAGGAAUAAAUGGGGUGGAAGCUGCCAUAUUUGGGAGUGGGUUUUGCUUGUGAAUUGAUUCUUCUGAGUCUGUAAAGUGUUAAGGUCACAGAUCUGAGAUAUAUUUGGACCUCUAGGCAGGAGUUUUCAUUUAUCUUCUUUCUUUGUCUUUCUUUAGUUAUGGUUCUACAUUUUGAAGCUCACUGGGGACCCAGAGGUUUUCAACCUUUUUGAGUCCAUGGCUCCCUUGACCAACAACAUUCUUUCUGCGGCACCCCUGUGGGGCUCAGGAGCCCAGUUAUGUCACCCCUUGCCUGCAGAGCUGGCAGCCUCUCACUCUUUUUCAAACACCCUUCCUUGUGCAGUUUCCCUCAGCGUCAUCUCUUCUCCUUGUGACUCCUCUGAGCAGCUGCUGCUGCUGCCCCUGCUCUCUGAGUUUCCUACCCUUGCCCCAAAGAGAGGUGCCUCUUCACACUGCCUCACAGAGGCCUGGGAAGAAGAUGCCCUCAGUCUUUGUAGUCCAACAGAGACAGGCCAAAGGUGAAUGUGAGGCCAGCACCUUACCUUGAGAGGCAGCAGUGGCUGCUACUGGGCUGGUAUGGCAAAAAGGCUCUCCUUCAGCACUGGGCACUCAGCUCCCAGGCUAGGCAUUGCACACAGCAAGCACAAAAAAGACCAAUGCAGCACCUGCCUGCCUGGCCUCCCACUUGGCUGUCCAUUCCCAAUAGCAAGGGCCGGCAGACUAGCUGGCUGGGCUUACUCGCCCUCUUGCUUGCUUAUUCCAAGGCUGCCUCAGCUCCUAACAACCAGCACCCCCUGGCCUAGCCCCAGAGCGCCUGCGGAGCUUGUAGCCAUGACUGCUGCAACAAAUAGCUGUGCACACCUUUGGGAGGCAGAGACGCAAGAGGGCAUCAGAACAGGGAGGGAAGGAAAGAGGGACAGAGGCCAGUAUUGCCCACAGAAUCCCUGACCAUCAUUCAAGGUACCCCAGGGUGCCACGGCACACUGGUUGAAAACCACUGUCUUAAGCUGUUGAACUUCAGUAAACUGAUUAACUUUGCUGCCUGUGCGUGUGUAAUGUUGGACACAGCACUGGAUUUUCUUUGUCUGCACAUGCUACCAGCAUGAGUUUGACCAAACUGCGGGAGGCAGUGGAAGACAGGAGUGCCUGGCGUGCUCUGGUCCAUGGGGUCACGAAGAGUCGGACACGACUAAACGACUAAACAACAACAAACAACAACAACUGCACAUGUCCAGGUACUCUGCUGCUUGGUUUUCCGUGCCCAUGUGCUAGAGGUGAUUGGAUUUUGCACCAGCCCUGACCCAAGGCACCUUUAAACCAUGCUGGCCUAGAUGGAGAGGAUGAACAAAUGGACUCCAGCCAAGAAGGAUGAAGGUAUCCCAUGAAGGCAGCUUAUCUAAGAUCCUCCCAGGACUUUCCUGUCAGUUUGUCUAAACUGGAAUAUUGUUUGCUUCUUGAAUGCCUGAAAUAUUUUUGCAACACACCCACACCCCUGUCAUUUAUGUUGGAGUUGUGAAGGAUGAUGACUGGGAACCCUACUGCCAUCACUAUGCUUGGUGCCAGUUGUCAUUGCUGGUUGGGGUUGAUGGGAGCUGGCUCCCAAAAGGACAUGGAGGGGCACAUAUUCCUCAUCCCUGGGGGGCGGGGGGGAGGAACAUCCUCAUUUCUGCCUCCCACCUCCCGAUUCUGAGGUCCAAUGACAAUUUUGAUGCUUUGGGUUCAAAAUUGAAAGUUUGGCAAGAUUAUUGCACUCAUGCAUUGAACAACUAGAACAGAUUAUUUCACCUGACCUUUCAGGCUGGAAUCCUAUAUCUCCUUGACCCAUUAAUGACACAGCACAAUAUUUAGUAAAUAAAUAAAUAAAUCGAUCUUAAUAAAUGCUUUUCUUAAAAAAAAAAGGCACGACCACAUGAUAAAUAAAAGCUCCAUCAGAUUAGCCAAGGAAUAGCCUUGGAUCUGCUUCUAAUUUUCCUCUUCUUCAGAAGGGCUCACAACAAACAGUACUCUGAAAUCUCUGACGCCAUCUGGGGCUUUCCAAACUGAAUUAUUUUCAUUUCCUCAUUCGGCUUUCCAGCGAGCUAACGCUUCGCGGAAAUAAAACAGCGGAUGAGCAUCCACUGAACAGUUAGUUCAAGGAUGUCGAUGAAGUUUGAAUUGUCCCCGUAUCUUUUCCCAGAGGAAAAUCUGAUCCUAGAGAUACACUUACACGGGAGCAAGUCCCAUUGCAUUCCGUGGGUUUUACUUCUAAGUAGACAUGAUUGGCAAAUAUCACUGAGUGCUUUUUAGAAAUGGAUGAUUCUCAGUUUCGCUCCGCCCCGUUGUAGUCCCCCCCUCCCGGUUAUUCUGUUAAUAAGGACUAGUCAGAUAAAAAGACAGGAUGUUCGAACGUUUAGGUAAGGAAGAUAAGACGGUAAGGUAGAUUAAUCUCCAAAAUAAAAGGUGCCGAAGCUGCUCAAGACUACUAGAAAAAGGAGCGUCCCCCUUGUAGACCCUUUACGACGUUAUUUAGUAUGUGCGCUCUGCACACGUUCAGAUGCCCCCCUCCCUUAAGAUAACGCGAAACUUUUCAGAAGUCAGCCGGGACGCGAGAAACAACUUCUAAGGCUGAGCUGUCUGUGCUCAGAGCAAAAUGGGAAGGCUUGAAACGGAAAGGAGGGGUUAUAGUGGGAACGAAAAUCGAAAGUAAAACGAGUCUGCUGCUCUCUCUCUUUGCAUUUGAGCGAGAAACUACUUCCAAGCUCAGCCAUUUCCCAAGAUGGCUGAGAGGGAGGAGGUCUACAUUUUCCCAGUCUUGGUGGAAGCGAAUUGGGGCUGCAAGAUUUCCAAAAGUCUGAAGAAUAAGCUUUUGCUCUACUUCCAGAGUUCGAAGAGAUCAGGAGGUGGAGAGUGCAAGAUCCAUGUGGAAUCCGGCAAGGAGGAGCGGGUAGUGGUCUGUUUCGCAGAGGAAGAAGGUGGGUUGGGGGCAGCUUGUUUGGUUUCCGACUUGUUGACAAUAUAUGGGAGGAACUCAAUAUAUUUAUUGGGGAAAGGAAAUAAAUCAAUCCCCAUGGUAGGACGGUGCUUUGUGGGUGUAGAAAUCCGUCUGAUAGGGCGCUGCGUAGUAUGCGUCUACUCAGAAGUAAGCCUCAGUGAAAGUGUUUUCUGUAACAAAUAAAAUGCAUGGCGUUCUUUUACUUUGACGUGUCCACUGCCUGCGCUCGCUGAUUGGGGAUGGUUCACCUUAAAAGGAGUUUUGAUGACUCACUGCGAAAGAUGAAUAUUCUUCGACUUUGUUUUAGUUAAUACUGUAUACAAGUCGCCAAGUUUUAGAAGGAGCCCUUCCGUUGCAGAAAUGGUGGCCUUGCAGCGGAAACGGAGAGAAUAGUAGCAACCCCAGCACAGUUGUUUGUUUUUUUAAAGUAUGAGAAAGAAAAACCAGGAGGCAAACAGAUACCAGUACAUGGUAGAGUAAGCUUAUACAUGCUUACGGGGGGAGUAAUUUCCAUGGUUCUUAAUGGGGCUUCUGCAUAGACAUCUAUAGGUUUGCCUCGAAAGAGAGGCUGAAUUUUUUGUUUGCUUGAAUAGUCUAUUUGUGAUUGCUUCUCAGCUUUCUUUUCCAGGAAUCCAUAAAUGUUAAGUUUCACUUCUGGUUUCUAAACUCGGGACCCUCUUACAUGCUAGUUCUUUCUUUGUUUGUGGCUAGCAGUGUUCACUUCUUAAACCUGAAGUAAAUAAAAAAAUGUAGUAUUUCAUAGUGAGGGGGUGCAGCCCCUUAUUUUACUAACAAUAUAAGGCUGUUUACAGCCUCCCAUUUAGUUUGCAUCCUGAGGUUUCUCCCCACUAGUUUGGGAAGAGGUGCAGUCACUGUCCUGUUAUUUCUUACAAAAUCCUACAUUUUAUAUUUAUUUAUUUCACAACACGUACACUGCUUGAUUGUAAAAAACACACACCUUCAAAGUGGUUUACAAAAGAUAAAGCAGUAAAAUCAAGAAAAAAUUGCAACUCUACUACAAAAGUUAAAAUACCACAAUUCUAACUUUUAUUGAGAUUACAGUUACCUCAACUGUUGAUUUACCUCAGCAUCAUUUGGAUGGGUUUCUUCCCAAACCUGCUUCAAUCUGAAUUGAGAAAAAGAACGGCAUAGCUGCAGCUGUGUCUACACAGUAGUGUAGACUUAUUUAUUUGAGUUGCGUGGAGUUCGUGGUUUUGGGUUAAGGCAAAUAAAUGCAUCUAAACUUCCUUUCCCUUUUUAAAAUACUUAGAUUUCUAAGAUGUGCCAUUGAACAACAUGUAUCAGGAUUAUGUACCUCCCAUUUAUUUUCUGCUAAUAUAGGUGUAGGGCUGGUAAAGAUUCCCAUCAGAACGCCUCUACCAGUCAGAGGCCUGGUUCUCACACAAGCUAAAUCAUGGUUAAGUGUGAACAAGUAAGUGUGUGGGUAUUUUGGCUUAGCAUUGUGUCUGAACCCAGACUCGUGUGUUGCCUCGCUCCAGGUAAAUCAUGAGCUGUAGUCAAUGCUUGUUCUGUGGCUUAUGACUCAUGGUUUGUCUGAAGGAGACAACCCAUGAGCCUGGGGUUGGAUGUAAUUCUAAUGCAAUCCGUGGUUUGCAGGAUUGGGGAAGAAGCAAAUCACUUGCCAUUUCCCCUCUUGAAUGCCCAUGUAAUUGCUUGCUCACAGUUUGACUUUUUUUAAUGUGUGGAUUAGGUGGCCCAUUGGUCUGACAGUAUGAGGCAGGUUUGUGAUGGUAUCAUAAGGCUACAAGCUAAGGUUAUUUUGAUACAAUGAUGGCUUUCCUGUUUUCCAUUUUAGUGAGGCAGAGAGUCCUUAACAUGAACAAGCAUGAACUUGAUGUGCCUGAAAAAAAGAAAUUGAAGCUGGCCGUCUCUUUGCCUCCUGAGGCAGCAGCUGACGAUGAGCCCCGGCAAGAACCAAAUGCAAGUCCGGUAAAUGUUACAUGCAGUUCUACUCUGAAACUAUUUGCAUAGCCAAAAAUCUUUUUUGCCUCUCUGCAUUCUGAUCACCCUAGGAGUGAAUUUGCACUUGGGGAAUACAGUGUAUAUUGCAUCUUCCACGCAGAAGCAAUUCCAGUAGCUACAGAGGCUGAAACGUGACACAGUGAUGGAGACCAUGACUAAGAAGGGAUGUAUUUGUUGAGGGUCCCCAAGUACAGUUACAGACGCUUCAGGUUACAGACUCCGCUAACCCAGAAAUAGUACCUCAGGUUAAGAACUUGGCUUCAGGAUGAGAACAGAAAUCAUGCAGCGGCGGCAGUGGGAGGCCCCAUUAGCUAAAGUGUUAUCUCAGGUUAAGAACAGUUCCAGGUUAAGAAUGGAACUCCAGAACGAAUUAAGUUCUUAACCUGAGGUACUACUGUAAUGUGAUGUUCAAACUCUGUCCCCGAGAACUCUAGGAUUCCCUGGAACCUUAUCAAGAGUUCCAUGAAUAUCGGGAGUAGUAGAAAAGUUUCCUGAAAGGUAGCUUGUGUUCCCACUACUGUCCUCCUUCGGUUUUUAGGGAUGCAUUGGGUACAUUAUCAGUUGGUUGGGGUGAUAGUGAGGCUCAGCAGGCCUCGCAAAUGCCCUGUGUAAACUCUAGGCCCUAGCAUAUGUCCCGAAAUCCUUUUGCAGCAGCAUUCAGGGGUCUGUGGCAGGUAGUCUGGAAUUUAUCAACAUCAGUCAGUAUGGAAAGAGUUCCCUGAAGUCUUGGACAUUAAAACAGCAGCUUUAAAUCAUAUCCAUACUUACUCAAAAGUAAAUCCCAUUAUUCAAUGAGACAUACUCCCAGGCAGGUGUGCAGAACACAUGACUAAGGCUGACAUUCUGUGUUUUCAACUCACAUGGGUUUCUUGGAUUGGUAGGACAGACCGUAUGGAGGAAUAUUUCAUUAUUUUCCUCUGGGCAGAGGGUUUGCUUUCUGAUGCCUUACUUUUGUCUUGCUUUCAGAAGCCUGUUACAGCUGAAGAACCCAAAGAUCUGGGUAAGUUACUUUUAAAAAUAUCCUGGGAAGCAACAAUGAGUUACUUUUUGUUUUUAUACAAGCCUUGUAAGUAUGCUUCUUUCUGGGAAAGAAUAUUCAAAUUCUGCUAUUUGGAGAACUUUUUCUUUUCUUUUUUUUAAUUGGGAUGGGUUUGGCUGGUUUGUAGUCAGUGUAGGAAACAUUGUCUUUCUUUGCCUUUUGAUUCUAGAACUUCCAAAAGAUGUGCCAGAAAAGUUGGUGACCCAGGAAGAAUUCAAUGAAGUGGUAGUGACGCCUGUGGGGAACGAACUUGAGCUGGAGACUAUAGAGAUGUACUUCGAAAGUAAAAAGCACUCUGGCGGGGGCCCCAUUAAGUCCUGCCUUAAAGAUGGAGAACAAUUCAUCAUCACCUUUGCAAACAAAGAAGGUAUCUUUAGACAGGGCUUGUUACAUAUAUUACAAUGGGUGGGGAACCUCAGACCCAUGAGCCAAACAUGCCCCUCGGCCUUGGACUUUUCCCAGAUCACUUCCUCUCCCCAAGCCAUUUUUGGUUGGCUGGAAUGUAGCCUAAGGAACAAAGGAAUAAAUUGCCUCUACUCCCCUGCUCACUUUUGCCUCUGGUCCUGCUCGCCCCUGCAGUGUGCUUUAUGUGGGGCGGUCCUUGAAAACUUCAAUUGGUCCUGCAUUGCCGGGACUAAAUGAGCCUCUGGAUCCCUUCCAGCUCUACAAUUCUGUGAAAACACAGCAGCCAGGUUACUGGCUGGAAUUCCAUUUAGAUCUCAUAACCCUUGUUUUAGAACAGCUACACUGGUUGCCAGUUCAUUUCUGGGUUCAGUUCAAGGUGUUAGUGUUUAAAGCCCUAAAAGACUUGGUCCUCAUAUACCUGAAAGACUGCCUCCUUCCCUAUUGGGUGCUAAAUUUGACAAAGAGAAACCUUCUGGUUGUUCUACCACCCUCAGAAUUUCACGCCAGCAGUGGUGGCCUGGGAGAGGGCAUUCUCAGUGGUGGCCCCUAAGUUGUUGAACUCCCCACAUAGGUAUAUCUGGCAAUACUAUUCUGGCAAAUGCUGAAGAUUCACUUUUUUACCCCGGCCUUCGACACUUGAGAUGUAUAUUUGUAGGACUCACUUUAUUUUCAGUUGUUUUUAAUACAGUCGUACCUUGGAAGUCAAACAGAAUCUGUUCCAGAAGUCUGUUUGACUUCCAAAACGUUCGGAAACCAAAGCGCGGCUUCUGAUUGGCUGCAGGAAUCGGAAGCCCCGUCAGAUGUUUGACUUCCAAAAGAACGUUCGCAAACCGGAACAGUCACUUCCGGGUUUGUGGCGUUUGGGAGCUAAAAUGUUCGAGAACUAAGCUGUUCGAAAACCAAGGUACAACUGUACUGUAUUUCAGUUGUUGUGAUAUGCCUUGAGAUUUUAGGUGGAAGGGCUGGUAAUAAAUUUUAAUAGUAAUAACAACACCACCACUGAUAUUUUAUGUAACCUGCCCUGGGCUCAACCGGCUGCUAGUUAGAAUAAUGAAUAAAUUAAGCAAGUGUUUAUUCUCCAUUUUAAACCAUCACCUACUGUGAGCCUUGGUGAUGAGAGGGUGUGAGAAUACAAUAACCACCUUAAAUAUUUUCUCGACAUGCUGGGCCAGAAGCUUGAAAUGGGAUCUUGAGCUGAAGGAGCAUGGUGUGAGGAGGCAGGGAAUGUGUACACAUCAAGAAUAUGCCGACACUGUCCAGAAUAAUAAGGUUUUUCUAGUGGGUGAUGUUUUGUUCAGGUAUCUGGAACAGGAGGUUGUCAUUAUUCUUUGUGCUUCUUUCCAACUAGAUGCUCAGGAAGUUUUGAAAAGAGAGAGUCAUGUAGUAAAUAAAACCGCACUUCAAGUCAGACAGCCCCAGCAGGAGGCUGCCCAAGCUGCCCCACAAAUGUCGGCUUCUCUCGCUGUUGUUCAGAACGAUUUGCAAGAGCCCGUAGACGAAUGCAUGCUAGUUCUGUUGGUGGAAAACACCAGUGGCUUAUCAGAAUCGGACAAGGAUUUCACUGUGGAAAUUUUGCCGGAGCUCAGUGCUGCUGUACUCAGUUUCAUCAAGCCUAUAGGUAAGAGAGAGAAUGGAUAAAAGGUACUAAAUAAGGUCUCCUACCUGCCCCCCUUUUAAAGGAGCCAGGCAAUUGGAAAAGGAAAGGAAAACGGGUUUCUACUCAGCGUUGAACUUGUUGGAACUUGCCCCAUAGUGUUUAACUUAGGAAUAGGGCACAGGUGGACCUCUAGAUGUAGCUGGUCUCAAGUCCUUUCAGCCCAGCCAGGGAUGAUGGGAGCUGCAGUCCAGUAAUAUCUGGAGGGCCACAGGUUCCCUCUCCCUAGCAGAAGUGAUGGGGCUCUGGUAAUGGCAAGCCCUUGAGAGUAUCCCUUCUGAAACUCAGCAAGUGUCUAAAACCUUUGCUUUGUUCAAGUAUGUGGGUUCCCUCCUGAGACAGUGCUUGCCACCUGCCAUGCUUAGAAAUGCUUGUGUUAAAAUAACAUCCUAAAAUUGAUCUACCACCGCCUAAUGCACCAGUGCACCUUUUUGUCUGUUCGAAAGCUUUAAAAAAUUGUGUUUAGCCCAGGCCUGCCAAGCUUUUAGCCCCGUAGAUGUUGCGGAACUACAGUUCCCAUCAUCCCUGGCUGUUGCACAUGCUUGCUGGGGUUGAGCAACAUCUGAAGGGCCAAAUGUUCCCCACCCUUGAACUCACCGAUGCAUUGGUUGAACGUUGCAGCUCCUGAUGUGAUGCUUCUGAAUGCAUGUGUUUGCUUGGCAACUCUAGAUUGUCCUGUCUGUUUGACAAGAGUUGUGCCAUACUGGGUAUAUCAAGAAGACACAUGGUCUUUCUUUUGGAUUGCAUUAAUUUUGCCAUCACAAAGGCAGCAGAGGAGGGAAAGGUUCUGUCGCUACAGUCAUCCUGGCCAUAUGAACAGAAGGGUAAUUGAAGGAAGAUACAGUGAGCCUAAUCAGAAUUGUUCCUUGGGGAUGUGAAUUUGGAACUGGAAUGAGAUCCAAGAAGAGGAGAUGGGGAAGACAAGGUGAAAUCCUGUGCAGUGGAGAGAAAAAAUGGGAAUAGAUUGAAGAUGUGAGUGACUGCACCUUGGGGCAGCUUGGUGAAUACUCAGUAAAGGUAAAGGGUAAAGGGACCCCUGACCAUUAGGUCCAGUCGUGACCGACUCUGGGGUUGCACGCUCAUCUCGCUCUGUAGGCCGAGGGAGCCGGCGUUUGUCCACAGACAGCUUCCAGGUCAUGUGGCCAGCAUGACUAAGCUGCUUCUGGCGAACCAGAGCAACGCACGGAAACACCGUUUACCUUCCUGCCAGAGCGGUACCUAUUUAUCUACUUGCACUUUGAUGUGCUUUCGAACUGCUAGGUUGGCAGGAGCAGGGACCUAGCAAUGGGAGCUCACCCCGUCGCGGGGAUUCGAACUGCCGACCUUCUGAUCAGCAAGCCCUAAGCUCUGUGGUUUAACCCACAGCGCCACCCGUGUCCCAGAAUACUCAGUACACAUAGUUAAUUGUGUUGCUUACUGCUAUUUCUUUAAAUUCUCUUUUAGAAAUAGACCAAUUUAUCAAAGACUUCAAUCAGUACCAUAGGGCUAAGCAAUUACACAUUUCUGCACAUUCUCUGGAGGUGACGAAAAGCAUUCUGGUAGAAGACAUCCCGCCUCGCAUAUCUCAGGACUUCAUCAGUGUCUAUUUUGAAAGCAAGAAGCAUGGAGGUGGACCAGUGUCAGAUGUCUACUACCUUCAGGAAGAGAAUUCGGCUGUGGUUACUUUUCAGGAUAGCAAAGGUAAUUUGUACUACUUGAUAAGGUGGGCUCAUAAUCCUGGAUUAUUGCUAAUAGCAGGGUAAUAAUCAUUGUGAUCAAUGUAUUUUGGUGGUAAUCAGGUGGCUUGCCUAGCUUUCUGACUUUUGGGAAGAGAAUGAAGUACAAUAUGCAGCAAGAGUCCCUAAGUACCAAAAUACAAACAUCAGAAAAAACCAAAAAAUAUGAAAAUAUACUUGUAAUGUAUUCAAUAAGCUUAUGAAAACGUAAAUAAACAUUAAUGCAAAUGGGACAAUUAACAACACACCAUGGAACAACUGGUUACGGAUCUGUUUUUAUGAAUAAGUCAUUUUCACAUAUGACCCAAUAAUCUUAAAAUUUUGGGAAGAGUAUGUUCAACAAAUUGCUCAUGUGCAUCAAUGGCAGACUAAGUCUCUUAACUGAGCAGCUUUCUUAUAUAUAUAACAGCUUAUUAACAAUGUCAUGGUAUGAACAAAUAAAAUAAAUACUUGAGCACAUUGAAGGUACAGUAUAUUUUCAUAUUUGUGGGUCUUUCUGUUGUUUUUGUAAUUCUUAGAAGAGAAAAGUUUGCCAAGCUGACAUUGGCUGUAGUUAUGCAUCUCACGAAGCCAUGGUUUGUUUCAUGAAUUUUCUCUCAUGAGCAAACAAGCCACAGUUGUUUCUCCAACCUCUUUUGCAAUGAAGUUUGAGAGGCUGUUCUAGGUCUCUGCUGAAUAUAAUAUAGGAAAACAGCUAGAGUUGCCAAGAUGGCCUGUCCAUGCAAAAGCCACUAAGCCCUAUUGAACGCUUCUAAGUAAACAUACCUAGGAUUGCAUUGUAAUAAUUUAUCCUAGGCUAUACUGUAUUAGUUUGUGGAACUGAUGUAUUAGGAGAAGCACAGCUCAUUCCUUGAGUUUAGUCUUGAGUGUAGUCAUUUUGAUUGCAAAGCGGGGGCACAAAACAAAAUACAACCCUCUGUACCAGUUUUAGUUUGAGAGAACAUGGGGAAGGUAGGAAAUUUGAAAGCAAUAGUGAUGAGGGUGUUGGCAGGGCUGGUGGAGGAAAGCAGGCUGGAAUGGUGUACUGACAUAACUAGGUGUGGCUGAAGGAACAAGCAGGUGGAUAUUUGACCCUUCUGACAGAAAUCAGAAACUCUUCCAGAAAGUGAAAUGGUCACAGGGAAGGCAACUGGAAGUGAUCCUGAGCAAUCUUGGCAUCUGAAGGAGGGAAGAGAAACCCACUGGCCAUGUGGGGUGACGAUUAGUUUCAUUAUUGAACUGUGUCCAAGUCUAAUGUGGUGUGGAGGGGGCUAUGCAGAGCAGAGCAGUAAGUGUUGGGUUACGUGGAGGGAGUUGCACACUAAUCUGGAGUCGAUCAUGUUGUAUUUAUGGUAGUUGUGUCUCUUCUUUCUCUCUUUUUUAAAGAUGUAACUACCGUCUUGAAGCGGAAGCAUUCUUUUAACAGCGUGCCAGUUCUUGUCCAUCCAUACUAUGCCUCUUUGGGAGCAGCUCUCUACGGGAAAGAGAGAUCACAAAUUAGGGUGCUGGACCCAAUCGGACUGCCGAUAGAUCCCUACCACUGGCAAUUUUUACAGCAGAAUCCACAGGGACUUGAGGAAAUCAGCCAUGCAAUGGCAGGUUGCUAUUGUGAGGUUGAGUGGCCUGCUAGGUAUUGUUCACACCCAGAAAUUACCCUGCGUCCUACUCUUGCCUUAUCUAAGCAGAAAAGCUUCCUGAUCAGGACCUGGCAAGAAAAUGUUUCUACCCGUUUGACACAGUUCCUGUCCAAGCAGAAGGUUGCCAAGUGUGUAUUGAAUGCUGAAAUCUGGGAAGCCAUAAGAAAUAACAUAGUAAAAGAUGACAUUUGGAUCUUGCUCGAUAUUGCAAAGAGGAUAGUUGUCUUGGUUGGGGCACCAGAAGCUGUCAGGUGCUUAGAGGAGGAAAUGCAGGUGCUCAUUGAAAAAGCUGCUAAAAAGAUUGAAAGAGAGAAGCAAACAAUAGAGGCAACUGUUCCUGUUGUUGCUGGAAAAUACACUAUUUUAAACAAUGCUGGACUACGGGAUAGUAUCCACAUGGAGUACCCAGAUCUAAAGAUUGCAUAUGAUGCUUCCAAAGGACUUAUAACACUGCAUGGUGUAGCUGCUGAAGUUUUUAAAAUAAAAAGCGACAUUUUUGAAAGGAUAUCCCGCAUGGACCAACGAUAUGUUGAUGUUCAUCCUUACAUUCUUCUUUUUAUGCAACAUGUAGAUAAUGAACAUCUAUCACAACUCUUGUUUUGGUCCAAAAAGAUCAAUGCAUUCUAUGAGCUUGAGGGGAAGGCAGUUCUACUGAUUGGAGCAGCUCGCCAGGACCUUCAACGGGCUGAGGAAGAAAUGAAGAUGAAGCUGACCUGCAAAUGUGUUGAACUGGAGGACAACUCGAUUCUCAGAAAGAGAGAGUGGAAAGAACUGACCAACAGUUUGUGCAAGAUUGUACAGCUGAAUAAUUGUUCAAGUGAAACCAUCAGAAUUCAGGAGAUGGAGGAUCAAAUAGUGAUUGCAGGCUAUUUCGAAGAUGUAGGCAGUGCCUAUCAGAAGAUCUUUGAUUUUGUUGACAGAAACACAAAAAUACAAAAAACCAUCAGGACUAAAUCUACAGCAGUUACAAUGUAUGUGGAAGAGGAGAAGCGUAAUAGUUGGCUUAAAUUGGAGCGGCAAGGCAUAACAAUCCGUUUUGGCACGCAGGCAAAUCGCAGGCUGAUUUCCCUGGAAGGACCCCGGGUAGAAGUCCUGAAGGGACUUGAGCUCUUUCAAAACACCCUGUCCUCUCUGUAUUGUACUAAAAUGGUAAUAGAUAAACCAGGAGCCAAAGAAUUCUUCAAGGAACAAGAACAUUUAUAUGUUGCUGGUGCCAAACAACAAUUUAACUGUUUGAUCAGGAUUCAGGAAAGCUCGGAAGAAAGUGAAGAGGAGGGCAGAGAUGUGAAUAGACCUGAAGAAAAGAGACUGCCAACCUGCGAAGUUAAGCUAGGAGAUGGCAUUGUAGUAGCAGUUCAUAAGGGCGACUUGACCCGUUACUCGGUUGAUGUUGUGGUCAAUGCAUCCAAUGAAGACCUGAAGCACAUUGGUGGCCUUGCAUAUGCGCUGUUAAAAGCGGCUGGCCCACAGCUACAAAGUGAGUGCGAUGACCUAGUCAAGAAGUAUGGAUGUUUGAAGCCUGGCCGUGCGAUUAGAACACGUGCUUGGAAUCUUCCAUGUAAAGAAUUGAUACAUGCAGUUGGGCCGAGGUGGAACCAUUCAGAAAAAGAGAAAUCUACCCAACAGUUAAAGGAAGCCGUGAAGCAAAGCUUAAACCUGGCAGAAACAUAUAGCCAUCGCUCCAUAGCCAUCCCUGCCAUAAGCUCUGGGAUUUUUGGAUUUCCAUUAGAAGAGUGUGCCCAUACCAUUGUAACAUCCAUUAAGGAACACUUGGAAGAAACCUCUGGGAGUGGCUGCCUAAAAGAGAUACUCCUUGUGGACUCUAAUGAAAAUACUGUUCGGGCACUGUCAGAAGCCUUGAAUGAAAUAUUCGCAGACACAUUGCUCCCAUCUAAGUCUUCCUUAACCUCCAAAACUAAGAGCCACACUACAAAGAGUAGUAGGGAACCUCAAGAAGUAACUACGGCUGAAGGUGUGAAAAUAGUACUACAGAAAAAGGGAAUUGAAGACUCCACAGUAAGUUGCUGCUGCAGUUUUUUCAAACUCCUUUUUAAAUAGUGUAGAGUGGACUAAAUGGUCAAUGCAAUUAAAAUAAAAUCUGCUUCAGUGCAGUUAGUUAGAAAAGCACAAAGGUGAAAAAACAAAGGAGAUUAUAGAAUCAUAGACUCAAAGAAUAGUGAAGUUGGAAGGGACUCUUCUGUUCUUAGUGACCUGCACAGUAGCAAUGUGUCUGUGCUACAAUAUGUAUGAAUUGAAGCUUGCUUACACCAUUAUUGGCCCAGGUGCCACAGAGUAAAAUUACAGAAUCUCCACAAAUGUCUUCUUUCCCAUCCCCUACAAUAGUUAAUGGCAUUUGCAACUUCUUGAUUUUGAGUGUGUCAGUUCUUAAUGAUAGUUAAAGCUGGUAGAACUCUUUGCAACUUCUAACAUUUCCCCUCUGUGUUGGAAUUCUAAGAACAUCUGGAGGGUUGCAGGUUUUCCAUCUCUGCACAGACGGGCAGGCAGAUAAACGGGACUCUGCUUUGCUGCGUUGGGGGUGGGGUCGCUCUGGUGGCGUUGGCAACGAGGGCUGGGCUGGUGUCCCCUGCCAUCAUGUGCUAUUCCUGGCUUGUCUUUCUCCCUUUUCUUUUUUUAGGCGAAUGUAAUUGUCAACAGCGUUUCCAGGGACCUGCAGCUGGACAAAGGCCCGCUCUCCAAGGCUCUGCUUGCCCGAGCAGGAAUGGAACUCCAGGAGCAAUUGACCAAAGAAGGUCAAGGAAAGGACAUCAAAGAGGGAUGUGUGUUGAAAACAAAUGGCUAUGCUCUGGGAUGCUUUCAUGUGCUGCAUGCCCAUUUGCCUUCUUGGAAUCAGGGUAAAAAAUCUAAGGUAUGGCUUUAUACUACCGCCCAAUGCAGUGGUGGCUGGUUUCCAUUGGGAAUGCUGGGGCAGAAUGUGGGCAAGCCGACAGAAAGUGGAGCUGGAGUCAAUGGCAGGCCGAGCCCACCCUCCUGCCUGCUGCGUUCUACAAGGGCAGCACUAAGGCUGAAGAGGGGGAAACUGUCAGGUGGUGGCACUAGGGGUUGCUUGUGAAGGAGAAGGCAGGCAGGUGGGGAGCUGGCUGCAAGCAGACUGAGGUUGGAGAGCACUACUGCCAUUUUCCCCAAUGGACCAGCUUCCACUAGUCAAGUGUUCAGAAAAACUGACCGGAGAUGUGUUAUGCUCCAAUUUCAGUUGGAUAGCUGCCUUCAGCCCAUCCAGAUUUAGAUGUUUUUCAUCUUGCUGGUUUGGGGAAGUCCAGCACUGAGGCAUUCUCAAAGUAAAGGAAGGAUUGAACUCUGAUUAAUAAGAAUACACACAGAGGCUUGAACCAGCAAGACUCUGGGAAGGGUGCGUAUAAUAAUCUCUGCGUGCCUCCACCCCUCGGCCCAGGUCGUUUUAUUCACAAAAUAACUUUUACAGAGUGUUCGUAAAAACCAAUCAGAUUCUUCUGAGCAUUUCAACAAACCCCACAUGGGGACAAAGUUAAACUACCAAAACAAAUUAAGCACACAUAUUUCUGGGGUAAACAAUACAAAACUACAAAGGAGUGCAUUUGGCAACCCCUGAAGUCAUAAUCAAGCAAUACACAUGAUAAGAAGGAUGGUCAAGAAGACAGUGAUCAUUAUCACCUUCAGGUGAGAUCUGUUUCCUGGCCCUAAGAUUAACAUUCUAAGAUUAACAUAUCAGAAAAGCUACAUCGAAGAAACUUGCCCACUAUCUUUAUGGCCCAGGAUGCCUUCCUGGCAAGCAACUGGAAGCAACUGGGCUGCAUGCGUGACUUGUCAAGAAAGAGAAAUGGGCAGUAGAGGAAAUGGCCAUAGAUGCACAGGGUUGUGGGAUUUGAUCAGAAAUUAUUGUCAAUGUAUCAAACCCAGUCAACACAAUGCGUUCAUCGUGGACACAAUGGCUUGAUGCAUAUUUUAUAAUUCCUCAUAGUAAUCCCACCUGACCCCACACUCUGGAUAUUUGCACUCCUACACAGCACCAACCUAUUCAACUCACACGCAUUUCCUUUUAUCUGGAUUAAUUCAGCUGUGCUGGCUGUCUUGGAAAGAGUUGCAUUCAUACAGCUAAUUUGAUUUGUCUUGGAAACCAUUUAAUUGCAGAUAUCCAGAAGAUGCCACCUGUCAAGAAAUGCUUAAACUGCAGGUUCUAAAAUGUUUCCUUUUCCGGCCUCCAGAUCCUGGGAGAGAUUCUUGAAGAAUGUCUGGAAACCACUGAGCAGCUUUCUCUGAAUUCCAUCGCGAUCCCAGCCAUUGGGACGGGUAACUUACUAUUUCCCAAGCAGUUUGUUGCUAAAGCAAUGUUCGAUGAGGUGUUCAAAUUCAGUCGGAAAGCGAAUCCCCGCUCUCUUAAAGAAGUCUAUUUUGUUCUGCAUCCGAGUGAUACGGAUACCAUCAAGGUAACUAUCUCUUUUGCAGCAUCCUUUUUGUUAAAUACAGCUAUUCGAUAUUAAAGAUAGCUUUAGAAGAUCCUAAGUGUUACAGGAGCAGUCUCUUCCCCCCCAAAAAAAUCAGAUCUAGCAUGUCCCUCAAAAUAUGAAUCUUUUCCUUUUUGCAUGGCCAAUGUGUUAUCUUGCUCCUAUAUUGCACAUUAACACACAGACAGUGAGGCAGAAAAGCUGGCUGGGACAAUCUGCAUCAAUGAAAUUACUGCAUCAGUGCAAGAAAAAAUCCUCUUCCAGUUUGAUGAUAUCCCUAACAUCAUCCUACCUGUUCUACUUUUCUCAACUAGGUGAUAUAGGCUAGAUCGCAAAUACUCAAGUGCCGCAUAGAAAUGUGACCCCCUGCUCACCAAAUGUGUUUUUUGUGGCUUCUUCUCCUUAGAUGGGGGUAACCAAUGCAGUGUCCUCAUGAUGUUGUUGGACUCCAACUCCCAUCAGCCCCAGCCAUCAUGACCAAUGGUUAGGGAUGAUGAGAGUUGUAGUCCAAUAACAUCUGAAGAACAGCACAUGAGCUACUCUAGUCCUGGGAAAAUGGAUGGAAGGAGAAUUUCACUCAAACUGCAGGAUAGUCUUUGUCAACUGGUGCCCUUCAGAUAUUUUGGACCACAACUGAUUGGCGUUGUAGUUCAGAACAUCUGGACAACACCAGGUUGGCAGAGGCAGCUGUCAGAAAGCAUAGCAAAUUUGAUGUCAGUCAGUUAUUUCCCAGUGCUGGAUUGGUUGGGAAGUGAAACAAAUGGGCUCUGAAGCUAUGCAGCUUGCUUGUCUGGACCAUUUGAUCCCCUCUGCUUAGUGUUAGAUGCUACAAAAGAAUGCAGCCCACGUCUAGUGUAUUGUCAAAAACGGGUCUUGCUUGAGUAGUAUUUGCAAACAGCUUUUCUGCUUUACAAAAGCUGGUUCUUUUGCACCAUAAAUCACUGGAAAGGAACCUCUGGCUCACUGGUGUAAAUUAAUCCUAGCAGGUGUUUUUGCCUAUUAUGAAGUCUCUUUCUCCCAUCCACCCCCUGUCCUGAUGUCAGGUAAAGAUGCAGCUUCAAAGGAAUAGUUGUGCUCCUGAUCGUUCCUUGGCAAGUGGGGCUUGUAUGCAAUGCCUUUUGAAUUUUGACACCAAAUGGGAGUUUCUGAUCAGGAACUCUGUGGAGUGUAGCCAAGUCAUGCGGAAAAAGCAAGCACUGCAGUAAUUUCAAGCCCUGCUGGGAAAGGUUACCCUCCUGAGAAGAGCUGAUCCAUGCAGGGCUUGAGGUUGCUGUCAUAGCUGAUCAUCAGUGACUCACAGUGAGUUAUCAAAUGUGCAUAUGCUUAUUUGGCACAAUAUUUCUGCUUCUGCUAGUCAUGCAGACGACAAGAAUGCAUUAAACACACACACCGAGUCCUACCCACCUUCAUGAAAGAGACUUAAACUUUAGAGGCAGUGCCAAUACUCUUUCAAACCUCUCAUCUAAACAGUUUAAAUGUAAACAUGGCUUCAUAAUUACAACAGAAUGACUGCAAAGGCAGUGAUGUUCCAGAAGAAAUACCACAUGUCACCCUUCUUGUCUCUUUUCCUGAUAAUGUGUUCAUUGUAACGAAACCCUAAAAGCCUGUUUGAAGUUUUAGCCUGUUUUUAUUGUGGAUUUCCCCCCCUCCUCUAGGCAUUUACAGAUGAAUUAAACAACAGACUGAAUCCCAGCCAAACAAAUAUAGUACCUGACAGCUCCCAACAGCUAGGUCAAGGUAAAUCUUGUUUUCAGAAAAUCCCACCUGCAAAAACAAAAAGCAAAGCGUUUGGAGCUUGACCCAGAAAUAGUGGGAAUUCUGGAAUCUCCUGAUGAGGAAGAAAAGCUGAAAGAGCUGAGGAAAGCUGCAGAAAACAUUUGAAGAUCAAGGUUUUCAUGUAAAAUAAGGGAGAAGAUGAGCCAGUAUAUAUUUAUUCUCUCUACAUAGGCCAGUAGCCAAAUAGCAGCAGAGCUAGUUUUGUGAUGCCAAAUGUAUGUCCAUAUUUUUCUUUGAACAAGAGUCCCGUGUGCCAUGUGACAAACUGCAUUUUGAAAUGUACGCUCAAAAAGUACUUUUGUGAUAUGUUGUGGGAUAGUCCUUAGAACAGGAAAAGCUCACAGGUUCCACUGGGCUACUACAAGCAUCUUGUGUCACCCUAAAGCAGCUCUUUGGAAUCCUGGCCAUGACUCUAGCGGUGAAGUUAGUCCCAAUAAGCAGUGUGUGAAGUAAACUCAGGUAGCAGUGAGUCUUUGAUCUUGCUAGGUCCGCUUUUCUCUUCUACGGCAUGACUUGUGAGAAGCCACCUUCUGCUUCAAACUAACCAUUUUAUGCCCAGGACUGGGAAAACUCCAUCUUUCCCCAGUGUGGAUUCUAGCAAAAGAAAUAAAAAUGAUUUUAUUUAACUCAGGGACUGGAUGCUUUCAACCUCCUCUUCCUUCACUGUACAGUAGUACCUUGGUUCUCAAACUUAAUCCGUUCCGGAAGUUUGUUCCAAAACCAAAGCAUUCCAAAACCAAGGCGUGCUUUCCCAUAGAAAGUAAUGCAAAACAGAUUAAUCUGAUCCAGACUUUUAAAAACAACCCCCAAAACAGAAAUUUAACAUGAAUUUUACUAUCUAAUGAGACCAUUGAUCCAUAAAGUGGAAACAAUAAUCAAUGUACUGUACUAUAAAAUAAAUAAGACAGUAUUGUAGAUAAUAAAAAUUUAAAUUAAAUUUUUUUCUUACCUGCACUGAUGAUAGUCAUUGUUUGGAUGGGGGGCUUUUAUCUAUUUCCGCAGUCACACAAUCAAUCCAUCAGUAGCUGAACUGGGUUCCAGACAGUCACGAAAACAAAUUAACCGGAAAAGCCUCAAAAACAAAAACACAAAAUAAAUAUCAAAAACAAAAGCACCAAACUUAAUCCAUUCCAGAAGUCUGUUUGACUUCCGAAAUGUUCGAAAACCAAGGCGCAGCUUCUGAUUGGUGCAGGUGCCCCAGAAACAAUAGCCGACAACCUCAUUGAACGUUUGGCUUCUGAAAAACGUUCAAAAGCCAGAACACUUACUUUGGGUUUUCGGUGUUUGGGAACCAAGGCAUUUGAGAACCAAGGUACCACUGUACUGGGGCAGAGAAGGGAAAAAUGGGACUGCAUGUGCCUGAGGUUUGAUGUUGCUCAUUCAUGACCAGGGAUGGCAAUGUGGUGCCCUCCAGAUGUUGUUGGACUACAGCUUUUACCAGCUCCAGCCAACAUGGGUGUUGGGAUGAUGGGUUUUGUAGUUCAACCACACCUGGAGGCAACUGCAUUGCUUACCCCUGUGCUACGACUAUGCCUACUUUUGAAAAGCUCCAGUGUCUAAUGGGGACCAAAUUGGAUUCAAUCUGUGCUGCUUUUAUUCAAUUCAACGUCCUGACUGGGGUGAAAGCUUUAUUAAAACGAUGAAUUGAGGACAAAGAGUCAUCUCCUGAAAAGCAUUGGUUGGAUAGGUAAAUAUCCUACAGCUAAAUGCUUAGGAGAAGGGGAGCCAAAUAUAUAGACAUUUAUCUCUCUCUUUUCCCCUUUACAGCUUCCUUUGGGAGUAUUUCAUCGCCAAAGUCUGAAGUUCAUAAAAUGCAGAUUGGCCCAGUUCUGUUGCAGGUGGAAUGUGGAGAUAUCACCCAAGAAACCACAGAUGCUAUAGUGAACAUAACCAAUACCACAUUUGAUCUUAAAGUUGGUAUGUUACAAAACCUAUGAGGUCAUUCCCCUGUCUGUCUGUAAUUGGUAUAUAUGCCUGGGUGUACUCCCUCCAACCUUACCAUUCCAAUCUUGAUAAGCGAGUGCCUUGUUCGUAGCUAUGUGUCUAAUUCAGUUGAAAGGAAUGAUGUUUGUUCUAGUUUUGGAAUAAAGUCCCAUAGCUGGCAGAGGCAUGUGAUACACAUGUGAUACACAUGACAUAUUCCACACACACCCCCGUGCUCCACACACAACUAUGUGCUGUACAGAAAAAGAAGCAACUGUGUGUAUGCUCUGACAUCAAUAGAAAGCCUCAGCCAUUCUGUUCUUGGGGAUCCCACUGUGGUCGAAAAACUGCCCUGGGAUUUCCUGAGCUUUCCUACCCCAGUGUAGCUUGGUCUUCAGUAUCAUUCUGCCUAAGUGAUAGAGAUUUUACAAAGCAUCAGAUGCAGAUGUGUAAUAAAAUGCUUGUCUCUAUAUGAGCAGUAGAGAGCUGGACCACAAAGCAGAGCCUUGACUUUGCUUCCAGUUCCUCACCAAGCACCAGAUUGUUAUCUAUCAUGGGAAUGUUCCUUUUAUACCGAAUUCAGUUAUGCAUGCAUGCUGCAUUCAUAGGAACUUGAUUAUGGCUAUAUGUGCAUGUAUCCUUUGCUGUAUGUGGGUUGUUAAUCUUUACUGGUAAUCUUAUUUUCUCAGAGAAAUGUAAUUUUUAUUUAUUUAAGGUGUUUCCAAAGCAAUUCUGGAUGGAGCUGGACCAGGGAUGGAACAGGAAUGUGCUCAACUAGGUACAAAUCUACUUUUUACAUAAGCAGGGGUGGGUUUGGUUCCCCUCCCCACCGCUGCCCAGCACUGGUGGUCAGUAGUGAAUGCCAACAACGUUCUUGAUCUUUGAAGCACGAGUAGUUACAGGCCAGUGAAACAUGUUAAAGGCUAUUUAUGCCUGAAGAUAACUGAGAGUGACUGUUGCUCAUUUGCUACUUUGCACUUCCCUGCUCCUUAAGUUAUUGGAUCUUAACUGUAUACAGCCAGUACAAAAGUAGUGUCUGUGAUUUGGCAGGAAAUUGCAUGUUGGUCAUCCACGUGGCUAUGAAGUGUCUCAUUUCAUUUAGCUGCAGACGGUAAAGUAAAAUGUUAGCCAUCUGUAUGUAGGAGCCUUGUCUUCUUCCUUCUGGUCGUGGUAGCCAAUAAUUUCUCCAAGUAGUCAGUGGGUUCUGCUUCCUGCUUCACACAGGCAAACUUAAGUUUGUGUUCCUUUUUUGUCCCCAAGGAAUUCAGUUGUGCAUGGAACUUUUGUAUCUGUAGAGACUGCCUGCUGCAGAUAUUCCUCCUUAUUCUGCGAGGGACCAGGAGAAUUGUCAUGGUCUUGUGGGUGGGGCUAAAUGUGCAGCCCUGCUAUAGCCUUUUCGGUCCUCAGUGGACUGAACAGCUUCACAGAAUGGUUCUUGCAUACCCGGGACCAUAAAUGUCUCCCUCUUAAACAGAACUGCAUUGCUUGUCAGUUUAUCAGUGGUAUAAAGUGCAGGCAGUGAGGGGAGGCCCUGCUUGCUUAGAGGGCAUGGGAAGCAGCACAGAUAAUUGGAUACUUGGGUUGUUUCUAACACCCUCCCUGGUGUUAGAACAUCUGCCCCAGAGAUGAAAUAUUGCUGUUUCAGGACUGGAAGAACAGGAUAUCUCUGGAACAAAAUUGUGGAAGGAUAUGGGAGCUCUGUGCACGCAAAAAUUGUAUGGAAAGGCUUCUAAGAUGGAAGGCAUAUACUCCUCCUGAGUAGAGGCUGCCUUGUUUGUUCCACAUAUCACUCUCCCCCCGCUACUCAUUUCUUUCAGCUACCCAGCCUCACAACAAUCUCAUAUGCACGCAAGCAGGAAACCUGAAGUGUAAAAAUGUAAUCCACCUUGUGGCCCAAGAAGAUACCAAGGCACAAGUCUCCAAAGCUCUUGUGGAAUGUGAACAAAGGCAAUUUUCCUCUAUUGCCUUUCCUGCAAUUGGGACAGGUCUGUAUUGCCUUGAGGGGAAACAAUGGUGCAGCAGUAAGUGGGUGGCAUAAUUGAACUUCCAGUGGUGCUAAUGGUGGUGGCUCAGGAUUUUUAUUCUUUAUUCAGCAAAAUGUAGACACUACUCAAUUGUAACAAAACUACUAAGUGGUUUGCAAAAUAGUCCUAUAUGGCACCACUAUACUAAAUAAGAAACAUGGGAAAGGUUAAGAUCGUUGACACUGCUGCUCCACUCCUCAUCAGCCCUGCCCCACACCCUCCUUGAGUGUUUUUGGCUGGCUGGGAUAUUAUUUUGAACUCGUGAUAAUGGUUCUUGCCUGCUGGGUUGAGAAUAGAGGUGUGUGCAUUAUGUGUGUGUGUGUGUUUGGGUAAUACAGUAUUGCACAAAGGCUUUUUCUGUGUCUAAAAAUAUAAGCGCUGCUUCUUUAUCAUUUCUUUUUUCUUAGAGUUUGAUUAUGUUUAUAAUGUUCCUUAUAUUAUUCCUCAUCUGUCUGUCCAGUAAGAAGGCUGUUUGGUCUUCACGUAUGUAUGUUUUCAGAGUUUCUUUCAUUCUUUUUACCAAAAUAGCCGAAACAAGUUUAUAAUCAUUGUUUAAUAGUUAGAUGGGCCUAAAGUCUUUGGGGUUCUGUAUCUCUUUCUCAGAUUUGGAACUUAGUGUUAUGAAUGCCUUCUUCCAAGUUUUGGGUAUGCCGCCUCCUUUUGGGGCUCUAUUCAUUACUUCAUUCAGUGGAGGAAUUAUGAUUUCUUGAAAUUUUUUAUAAUAGGUAGAUGUGAGUCUAUCAGGUCCUGGUGAUUUUCCUAUUUUUUGCUUGUUUAAUGCCAAUAGUUAUCUCUUCCAUUGAUAUUGGUUCAUUAAGAUAGUUUAUUUGUUCCGUUGUUAGUCCAGAAUUUUUAUUAUUAUUGCAGGUCAAGCAAAACGUGACCCAGCUGCAGUGGCCAAUGAUAUGAUAGAUGCUAUAGUAGACUUCAUAAGUCAAACACCUUCUCCACAGGUGAAGAUGAUUAAAAUAGUAAUUUUCCAGCCACAUCUUCUAAGUAUUUUUUUUGCAAGUAUGCAAGGAAAAGAAGCUGCACCUAGCAAGCAUGGUGGCACAUCCUCGUCAAACUCCAUUUUUUCUAGAUUAGUAGGUAAGUAGAUGGCUUCUAUAUGUGUAGAACUUCUUGACUGCAGAUGCAUUAAGUAGUUAAAAGCAUAACCUGUCCCUGAAUUGAUGUUCUGUUGCAGAUUUCUUUAGCUUCAGAAAAUCCGCUGAGGGAGCUAAACCUACAAUACUUUUGGAGAGAACAGUAGAGCCAACCAUUUUUCAAAUCUGUGGUGAUAGCCGGAAGAAUGUCGAAGAGGCAGAAUUUUGGAUGAAGGAUCUGAUUUUGAAGGGCCAGUAUGAAACAGUUGUCUCAGAUAAAUGGAUCUCAAACUUUGGAGAAAGUGAAUACGAAAAACUGAGAGCUCUUCAGCAGCGGCUGCAUGUUGCUAUUAGGCUAGAGUAUAAAGAUUCUUCUCCUUCCCUCCACAUUGUUGGUAUAACCAAAGAUGUCUUGAAGGCCAGCUCAAUAAUUAAAAGCAUGGUCCAAAGCAUGGAGGAGCAGUCAAAGGCAGAUAUUCUCAGCAACUUUGUAGAGUGGCAGUAUGAAGACAAUGGGAAAUACAAAGCCUUUGAUAGCCUGACAAAUAUGCAUUUAGAAUCUGCAGCACACCAGCUUGAAAUAACCAUAAGGAACAAAAGCUACAAAGUGGACCCAAGUAAACAAUGUGCAAUGGAUAACCAGGGGAGAAGCAUCACCCUUCGCCGUGUAUCAAAAGCUGAAGGUAAGCUUCUAAGGCAUGAACAAAUUGAUCAGUUCUGUCCCUUGUAUUCUCUGUGUGUCUCACACACAAACACACACUUGUGCAUAUCCAACAUUUCUGCCUAGUAAAGCUCUGAAGGAGAUAGGCCUUGAGUCCAGAUCCAACCUCAACUUGCUUUCUGCCGGCAACCUUCCUGGGCAUUUGCUUAUAUGAAAAGUAACCAUAUUGCAAGUUAUUAAGUGCAGUUUCACAGAUGGCAUGGUGCUGCAUGGGUCUUUUUCUUCUCUUCCUCCUCCUUAUUUAGAAACUGAGUUAAUGGCUGGAGAACUUUUAUUUUGGCUGAGGCCUGCAUAGAGCAAAUAGCUAACUUGUUCAGUCAGACCCGACUCCUCUAAGUCAGCUGCCCAGGAGUUGGUCUUCUCCCGAGUCAUACAUAGCUGUCUCUCCUGUAGGGGCCAAAUGUCGGCUUUCAGGCCUGUCUGUCUUGCUUUUAUGAAUCUACCUAGGCCAAACUCCUUCCCAACCCUGUUCUGUGUUCUCAAGUGAUUUUGCCUUUGUCCGCAAUAAGGACUCACCAAUUUAAAACGACAACAGUGCCGCUCAGAAUACUAGCUUGAAACCUCAAACUGAAAGUUCAUACCGAAACUGAAGUGUGUCCUGAAAUAGGCUUGUAUGCCCUUAGUCAUGGCACUAACAGCACCAUGUUCAUUACACAGGUAAUCUGGCAGUGGACUUACCUGAACAGUGGGAAGACAUGGGGCAAGCGCAUCUCAAAAUAGUGGAGCUAAAACCAGAAACGGAGGAAUAUCAAACUGUCAAGAAGAUGUUUCUCCAGACUUGCAGCGUAUUUACUAUUGUAAAGGUAAAAACAUUAUUUUCAAAGUCUUGGUUUUUUUUCCUGUGGGGUCCCUCCUUUCAUAGUACACAGCUUAUACCAUGUGUUUUUUGUUUGUUUUUUUACAUCCAUGAUGGACCUAAACACAAGAGCAUUCUCUCCUGCGGUUUUUAGAAGCUGAUAUUCAGAAGCAUUUCUGCCUACGACCAUUUAGCACUUAUGCUGCUGGAAAGCAGUAGCUAGUACAGUGGUACCUUGGGUUAAGAACUUAAUUCAUUCCGGAGGUCCGUUCUUAACCUGAAACUGUUCCUAACCUGAGGUACCACUUUAGCUAAUGGGGCCUCCCGCUGCCGCUGUGCCGCCACUGCAUGAUUUCUGUUCUCAUCCUGAAGCAAAGUUCUCAACCCAAGGUACUAUUUCUGGGUUAGCGGAGACUGUAACCUGAAGCGUCUGUAACCUGAAGCGUCUGUAAUCCAACGUACUACUGUAUUGGGUUGAUUCACCCUAAGGCUCCAAAUCUGUUCCUUGUUCAAGUGAUUUAAAAUUUUUAUUCCCAGUGAUGAUACUGGUUGUUAUCGGUGUUCUGUCUUUUUACUUGUAGAUUGAGAGGAUCCAAAAUCCCUACAAAUGGCAGCAGUACCAAAUAAAAAAGAAGGAGAUGGAUGACAAAAAUGGCCAUACAAAUAAUGAGAAGCCCCUUUUUCAUGGAACAGCUUUUACAUCGAUAAAGCUCAUAAAUGAUUACGGGUUUAAUCGAAGUUAUGCAGGAAUGCACGGUUAGUUGAUUAUCAAAGUGUGGCUUUUGUAUGAAUGGCUAGUGACUCUUCAUGUGCCAAACACAUGUUUCUAUGUAUGGGGUUAAAAAGAGAGUGAUUGUUGUGCAUCAAUGUCUGCAGAUACAUAUACUGUCAUUUCAGCAUUUACAAUACUCAGUUUUUGUACCUUCCCCAUCUGUGAUUAUUAUUAUUAUUUAAUUUUAUUAGUCGUCAUUUACUAAAAGUGCUCAUCUUGCAGUAUUGUAAAAAGGACAAAUUUUACCCCAUCCCGCUGCAGUGUGUCUGAUUAUGUCUCUAUUAUAAAAGAGGAGAAAAGGUAGAAGUAUUCCCUUUCACUGGUUACAGUUUAUGGCUGAAAAGAAAAACUGCAGCUGCUUGAAACUCUGUUUUUGUAUUACAAAUUUGGCUGCAAACUGGUUAUGGCUAUUCAUUGAUUAGGAAGGACUCUUCUCAUUCUCAGAGGCUCUCAGAAUUUUUGGUUGAGCCUUUAUUGCUUGACAAGAGUAAGUGUAAUAGUGUUCCCAAGGCAAGGGGAGGCUGCAUUGGAUAGUAGAUUUACUCCUUUUUUACAUUAGAUUUUCUUUUCUAAGAAUUCGGUCAUCCCCAGAUAGUGCAAGGGUAACUUUUUGCUUUUUAAGGAUCUGAGCUGCUUGCCCCUUCUGCACAAGAAGCAAGGUAAAAAGCCUUUCCUUUUCAACCGAGCUCUCUGCUGUACCAGGACAGCUUAUAAACAAGGAGGAGAUGGUUCAUCUGCCUUCUUUCUGAGCCUCUGCAGAAACAGUGCCUUGCAGAAAGGCAGGAAAAAGCUGUCCCACCCUGCAUCACUUCCCUUAGAUGGGCAAAUGGCAAGCACAAUUGAUGGCUUUGCUCCCAAGGUGCAUGAUCCGAAUUCUGCUCACAUGGCAGAGCUUAGUUUUGCAAGAGCAUCUUGGGAUCCAGGCUAGAAGCCUUCUCCUUGGCUCUGGUGAGAGGCAAGUAUUUUCUAAUUGGUGCGGGGUGGGGGGAGGUAAUGAAGGAAAGUUGUGUUGCUAGUGUAUACAGAAAUAAAGCACAGUCAAUAGACAAGGUUGAAUCCUGGAAUGAGAAAAGCACACCCUUAGGCAGACCUGCCAUCUAAAAAACCCCUCUUGUUAGCAGCAUCGCAGCAUUGACUUGUUGUAGUCUGCUAAUAGGAAAAGGAAACUUCCCCAGAUAAGUGUCUGUUACUGUUGAUACCGAUAUGUGUGUUGCUGGAGCCUUUCAAGAGUGAAAGGAUAAUGGUACUUCGCAAUUACUGGCUGCUUUAAACUUUUCAUUUAUCUUUACAGCUGCAGCAUAUGGAAAUGGAACCUAUUUUGCUGUAAAUGCCCAGUAUUCUGCCUCUGAUACUUACUCAAAACCAGAAGCUGAUGGGAAAAAGUACAUGUACCUUGCUCGAGUACUCACCGGAGAAUAUUGCCCUGGAGCGCAAGGAUUAGUUGUCCCCAAACCCAAAAAUGCGGCCGAUCCCACUGUUCUCUUUGACAGUGUGACUGAUAAUGUUUCUAAACCUUCCUUGUUUGUCAUUUUCAAUGAUAUCCAGGCAUAUCCAGAAUAUCUCAUCACUUUUAAGAAGUAAACUUUUCUCUAUCUUGCACUUACCCUGAUGAAAAGAAGUGCCUCUUGUUAUGUAGCAGCAUGCUGAUACUGUAUUUACCUGUACAUAAAUGGAUCUGAUUACGAAAUAAAAUGUUGAUUGGGGCUACUUGCUGAGUAAAAAA
Molecule: messenger RNA, 27154 nt
Organism: Podarcis lilfordi (Lilford's wall lizard)
Lineage: Eukaryota; Metazoa; Chordata; Lepidosauria; Squamata; Lacertidae
Source: the annotation of a GenBank genome assembly